Molecule: messenger RNA, 1170 nt
Organism: Hirsutella rhossiliensis
Lineage: Eukaryota; Fungi; Ascomycota; Sordariomycetes; Hypocreales; Ophiocordycipitaceae
Product: RNA polymerase II-binding domain-containing protein
Exons: 4
Coding region: 1-1170 (389 amino acids)
Biological process (GO): mRNA 3'-end processing
Cellular component (GO): RNA polymerase II, holoenzyme
Molecular function (GO): RNA polymerase II C-terminal domain binding
Source: RefSeq, a predicted model, not a curated record
AUGGCGUACAACGAUGACUCCGUGCUGGCACGGCUUUCGUCGCUCAACGAGAGCCACGACAGCAUCGCGACGGCAGCUCAAUGGAUCAUGUUCCACAGGAGACACGCGGAUCGUACAGUGCAGCUCUGGAUGCAGCGACUCAAGGACUCAUCCAGCACCAAACGUCUGACGCUCGUUUACCUCGCAAAUGAGGUUGUUCAGCAGUCCCGGAUACGUCACAAGGAAGACUUUGUCAUCGCCUUCUCCCCGAUCGUGGCUGAGGCUACCGCUAUCGCCUAUAAAGGGGCUCCGGCCGAGGUUCAGGCAAAGUUGAGACGCGUCGUGGAUGUCUGGAAGGACAGGACCAUAUUCGAAGGCCCCAUCCAAAGUGCCAUCGAAGCCAGACUUGAAGAAUUGGACAAGGCUCGCGGGGCUCCGAAAUCGGGGUUUGGGGGGUCUCCGUUUGGAGCUUCCUCCUCAGUGCCGUCCGAGUUCACGCCCUUGGUGUCUGCACACCAGAAAGUAUCGAAGCUGAGCUUGCCGCUCCGCACGACAGUCGCUUCGGCCAAUCAAGAGUACGAGAAACACACGGAUCCUAGCACGGCGGUGCCGACGGCGCCGGUAUACGCCGCCCGUCUUAAUGGUCUUCUCAAGACUCUUGCAAACGCAGAAAGCGCCGUGGCGGAGUGUGUCAAGGCCCGGGAGGGCUUGGUAUCAGGGUUGGAGAAGCUGCUGGAGACUAAUCGAAGUGCUCUGGAAAGCGACAAGAAUGCUGCGGCUCAGUUGCUGAAACGGAAAGGGGAAGUUGAGGACAAGAAGCAGCAGGUGGAAAUGGCCAUAAUGCGAGCCCUUGGCCCUGCAGAAGGGAACGGCUCUCCGGAAGAAGGGGGAUCCGUGAGCCCGCCUCCUGAACCAGGCCGGCCCGAGAUGGAAGCGUUGACUCCGCCGGCAAUCGAGGACGAGCCCGCGGACCCGCUGGGAGAGGCCCUGGCCUCAGAGGCUUCGGAUGAUCAAUCCGCGGCAGAACCGGACACAGAUGCUGCAUCUGCCCCGGGCCCCUCUCCCCAAUCCUUGACCAUCUUCACCAACGGCGCUAACAAAAGACGACGAGUUGAUGAUGGCGAUGAGCUUCCCGAUCUGGGUAAUGACGGAGAUAUUGACCCCGAAGUGACCGAGAUGCUCAAGGAAUGA